Apus apus (common swift) is the source of this 1281-nucleotide messenger RNA. It is a transcript of the gene ZAR1, whose product is annotated as zygote arrest 1. Gene Ontology annotation, biological process: translation. The transcript has 4 exons. NCBI's taxonomy places the organism in Eukaryota, Metazoa, Chordata, Aves, Apodiformes, Apodidae. Bases 1 to 1122 code for a protein of 373 amino acids. The record is from RefSeq and is a predicted model, not a curated record. Gene Ontology annotation, cellular component: cytoplasm. Gene Ontology annotation, molecular function: mRNA base-pairing post-transcriptional repressor activity.
AUGGCGGAGGAGGCGAUGGAGAGCUACCUGUAUGCCGCCUACCACCCCUACUCCUACCGCUACCCACCUCCCAAGGGCAAGGGGGGGGCGUCGGGCGGCUGGCGGCCGCGGGGCAGCGGCUACUUCUCGGGGUACGGGGAGGCGGCAGCGGCCGCCGAGUACUUUGACAACUACCAGCGGGCGCAGCUGAAGGCCAUCCUCUCCCAAGUCAACCCCAACCUGACCCCGCGGCUCCGCAAGGCCAACACCAAGGAGGUCGGCGUCCAGGUGAACCCGCGGCAGGACGCCUCGGUGCAGUGCUCCCUGGGGCCCCGCACGCUGCUGCGCCGCCGCCCCCCCGGCCCCCCCACCGCGCCGCGGCCCCGGGAGGCGCCGGAGCAGGAGCAGGGCAGCCCCGCCACCACCAGCACCCGCGCCGUGCGCUUCCCCCGCACCAUCGCCGUCUACUCGCCCAUGGCGUCCCGCAGACUCACCGCUCUCCUGGAGGAGCCGGGACCGGAGGCGGGACCGGAGCCGGAGCGGCGGCCGCAGCAGCAGGAGGAGAAGGCGGCGGUGGCCGUCGAGGAGGAGUCGGCCGCGCUGCGGGAGCAGCGGGAGUCGGAGGCGGCCGCCGUGCGGACGAGCUGGGAGAAGCCCUCCGAGGACGGCACUGAGUCCGUGGGGCAGCUCCCGGCCGCCACCCCGGAGCCGCCGCCGGCGGGGCCGCAGGAGAGCCAGGAGGAGGCAGCGGUGCCGGCAGCGCGGGCAGAGUCGCCGGCCACCCCCCAGAAGCGGGAGCCGGCGGCGGGCAAGACCCGCCUGCGCUUCCAGUUCCUGGAGCAGAAGUACGGCUACUACCACUGCAAGGACUGCAACAUCCGCUGGGAGAGUGCCUACGUCUGGUGCGUCCAGGGCACCAACAAGGUCUAUUUCCGGCAAUUCUGCCGAACCUGCCAGAAGUCCUACAACCCGUACCGCGUGGAGGACAUCACCUGCCAGAGCUGCAAGCAGACGAGGUGCACCUGCCCCGUGAAGAUGCGCCACGUGGACCCCAAGAGGCCCCACCGCCAGGACCUCUGUGGGAGAUGCAAAGGGAAACGCCUCUCCUGCGACAGCACGUUCAGUUUCAAAUACAUCAUCUGAGUGGGAUGGGUUGGGUUUUUUGUUUUGUUUUGUUUUUGUUUAGGGCUCUUCCAGAAACCUGCAAGUAGAGCAGACUUUUUUGUUGUUCUUGUUUGAAGGCACUCGGUGAGGUGUAGCUAGGGAAGCAUGCAAAUAAAAGUAUUGCAAAGCACGCUCAAA